Molecule: messenger RNA, 858 nt
Organism: Blumeria graminis f. sp. triticale
Lineage: Eukaryota; Fungi; Ascomycota; Leotiomycetes; Helotiales; Erysiphaceae
Source: the annotation of a GenBank genome assembly
AUGGUAAUAUGGUUAGCAACAUCUUGGCAUCAAUGCAUAGAAGUAUUGCCCGCUGAUAAAAUUGAUGGCAACGGUGAUUUAUUAGGAAAAUUGAGAGGUUACCGGUGGAAUAGAAAUAAUAUUAGACAAAAACUAGGACUACCAACACAUCUAGAACCCCAUGCCUCAUUUCAUUUAGAAAAUGAACCAGAAAAUGACGCGUCUGUAGGCACAACUGACCCAGGAACUUCAAGUCAACCACCACGGCCUCCAGCAGUACCAACUAAGGCCUUUUUUCGAUCAAAGAAGAAAUCCAAAAGUCACUCUUCUGCAGACACAACUGACCCAGGAACUUCAAGACAACCACCACGGCCUCUAGCAAAAUCCAAAAGUCACUCUUCUGCAGACACAACUGACCCAGGAACUUCAAGUCAACCACCACGGCCUCCAGCAGUACCAACUAAGGCCUUUUCUCGAUCAAAGAAGGGGUCUAAAAGUAACUCUUCUGCAGGCGCAAGAGAACCAGGAACCUCAAGCCGAGUAUCACGACCUCUAGUAGCACCAUUUAUGGCUUCAAGAAUUCAAACACAACCAUUUCCAGUAUCGCCACGUCCAGAACAAUCGCGUCCAUACCGAUCACGCCGAAAACUUCUCGAUACAUCAAAAAAUUUAGAAGCACUACAUAUAUCAUCAUUAUAUAUAUCAGCAUUACGUCGAAAAGCAGCAUGUCGAGCGCAACCAGAUAUAAUACCAUUUCAAGUGCCACCACGUCAUGCACCUUCAAAUCCGGGACCAUCACGUUCAGUGACACCAGUGCUACCUGAAGUGCUGCCACUUUCACAAAUUGAAAGUGAAAGUAGUUCUCUACACUGCACCUAG